Alosa alosa (allis shad) is the source of this 4817-nucleotide messenger RNA. RefSeq names its product cysteine-serine-rich nuclear protein 2 (gene csrnp2). Gene Ontology annotation, molecular function: DNA-binding transcription factor activity, RNA polymerase II-specific; sequence-specific DNA binding. Gene Ontology annotation, cellular component: nucleus. Gene Ontology annotation, biological process: regulation of transcription by RNA polymerase II. The record is from RefSeq and is a predicted model, not a curated record. The coding region runs from base 873 to 2675 and encodes 600 amino acids. NCBI's taxonomy places the organism in Eukaryota, Metazoa, Chordata, Actinopteri, Clupeiformes, Clupeidae. The transcript has 5 exons.
UGCCUGCCUGAGCAAAUACAGGCCUUCUAUAAUGAAUCACUCUUGAAACCUCGAACAAAGAACCCUUUAAUUUUGGACCAGCCUACGUUUCCCAGCGGUCUCUACAGUGGCAUGUCUGUGAUGUCACAAUGAGUAUAUAUUUCUACUGUGUAGCAUACCAAACUCUAUUGUUACGUUGUAACAGACCGGGGCAGGGGAGCGGGCGACAGAGGCUUCAACAAAAAAAUUGGCAGAUCUUGCACAGUUUCAAGGGAUAAUUUUAUCUGGACAGAAAUUUUAAAGUCUGUGCUCAUUCUGGGACGUAAAACUUCGCCGGAGAUUUAACACGCCCUCGGAGAGGAAAAGGGACACGAAACCUCGGUGGCUUGUUUUACAAAAGCAAUCAUUAAACGCCGGGCUGAGAAGACAAGGCUUUACACAUAAGCCAUUGUUAACACAAAAUAGAUUUUUAAAAAUUAAAUGAAGUCCUCCGCCCGCAUCGCCUGCCCUGUGUUCUCGUUUUGUGCAAUUGUGAACGACGAUACAUUUUCCUUGCACAAAUCCAAAAAUCAAGACUAAUUUCCUGUCUCUUCUGCUCAUAUGUAUUUUUGUGUGGACUAGUGCAAUGUAUAAAUUUCGCAACGGAUCAACGAGCACAACAUUGCAAUCCAUUUUCAACAGAUCAAGCUACGUUUCUUAAUCAUAGACAUCUAGCCUACAGCCUGCGAAGGUGGCAAACUGUGAAAUCAGAGAAUCGUGUGGAGUUUGAAAAGAAAAGAAAAAAACAUACUGCCAUAACCAAAGGAAAUUUUAUGUCGAUUGUUGCUGCUGAUACAACGGUGAACAGCGGAACCGUCGGCAAAGGCUAUUCCUGCGUAAGACGCUGAGUUUCCAUGGAGACAGUGGGGACACUGGGCCUGAAGCGAAAAUUCGACGAGGUGGACAGCGGCUCGCCCUUCUCCACGCCCAAGGACUCCGACGAUGACAUCUCCAGUAGCGACAGCGCAGACAGCUGCGAUAGUCUCAAUGCCCCCUCCAGCUCCCUCACGCGUAAGGCCAGCCCAGCGACCUCCAUCCUCAGGCGCCCGCGGCCGGCGCUGGGGCGGAAGCGCGUGCGUUUCGACUCGGUGACGGUGUACUACUUCUCCCGGCGCCAGGGCUUCACCAGCGUGCCCAGUCAGGGGGGCAGCUCUCUGGGCAUGGCGCGCCACCACUGCGACAUCCGCCACUACACGCUGGGCGAGUUUGCCCGCGAGCAGGAGAGCAGCCACAGGCUCAUCCUGCGCCAACACCUGCGCCAGGAGAAGCUCAACGCCCGCAAGAUGAAGCUGACCCGUAACGGGACGGUGGAGUGCGCCCAGGCCGAGCUCCUCACCCUGGACGACGUGUCGGACGAGGACCUGGACGUGGAGAGCGUGGAGGUGGACGACUGCUUCUUCCUGCAGCCGCUGCCCACCAAACGCCGCCGGGCGCUCCUACGCGCCUCGGGCAUCAACCGCAUCGACGCACGUGAGAAGGCCGAGCUGCGCACCAUCCGUCUCUCGCGCGAGGAGUGCGGCUGCGACUGUCGCUUCUACUGCGACCCACGCCACUGCGGCUGCAGCCAGGCGGGCAUCAAAUGCCAGGUGGACAGGAUGUCGUUCCCUUGUGGCUGCUCGCGGGAGGGUUGUGGCAACGGCGCCGGUCGGAUCGAGUUCAACCCCCUCCGCGUGCGCACGCACUACCUGCACACCAUCAUGAAGCUGGACCUGGAGAAGCGUGGGCUGCUGGGCGAGGUUCUGGAGGACGACCCCGAGGCGCCCACGCCGUCCCCGUCCAUGUCUCCGUCUCCCUCACUGUCCCCGGGCUCGGAGCUGGAGGCGGACGCGCGGGCGGUCCAGGCGCUGCUGGCCGAGCACGACAGCCUGGAGCGUGAGAACGAGACGGCCGUGCUGCACCUGCAGAGCGCCGAGGAGCGCGAGCGGAGGAGGCGCGAGCAGGAGCAGGAGGAGGUGGUGGCGCUGGAGAUGGAGGUGCAGCACGAGGAGGAGCCCACGCUCUGCCUCCUGGCGGGCCAGCUGGUGGAGGAGGCGCGCAGGGCGGAGGCCGUGGAGGGCAUGCUGAUCCAGGGGGCCUUCCCUGGGGGCACAGCGCUGCUCUGCAUCGCACAGGAGCCCGUGGGCCAGCAGGAGGCGCCGCUGCAGCCUGAGGAGCAAGAGGAGCAGCAGGAGGCAGCGCUGCAGCCUGUGGAGCAGCAGGAGGAGCAGGAGAAAGAGGCACAGCGAGAGCCACAGCCGCAGGAGGAGCAGGAGCGCUGCCUCCUGAAAGACCAGCCCGCCGCUCCACUGCUGUACUACCAGAUCGGCCAGAUGGAGGCCAGCGCCGUCCAGUCCCACGCCACAGCUGAGGAAGCGGAGCGGGAGUGCGCGGAGGGCAAGGAGGGCACUGGGCGUGGCCAGGGGGGAGGAGGAGGAGAGGAGGGAGACACGGAGAGUGGGGGCCACGAACUGGCCACCAGCAAGCAGAGCUCGGGUGAGAGCUCGCCCUUGUCCGCGGAGGAUCCACGCCCUGAGAGCAGAGGUGAGGAGGAAGAGGAGGAGGAGGAGGAGGAGGAGGAGCCCCCCAGUCCGCCUGAAGAGAGCCUCGAUCGGCCACCGUGCCAGCAGGUGUGCCUCCUGUCUGGGCCAGAUGCACUAGAGCUCCCCACCGAAGUCUAAGUCCAGCACCUCUGCAGAAGUUUUGCACAAGAUUUUGACUAGAUUGAAAUUGAAGGGUAGAAUCAACUCAGUCGAUGAGUAGAUUGUUUUAUUACUAAUGCUAUUAUUAUUAUUAUCAUCAUUAUUGUUAUUAUGGAUAAGCGUUGCGUAAUGUUGACAGGUAGAACGUGAAACGUAACUGUCACUGAUGAAUUUUGUAAUUGGAGUGAUUAGAAAUAUGGGCUUUAGGGGCCAGUCUGAAAUAUGAAAGCAACAUAUCUCGUAAAAAAAUCUGGCCUGGCCUUAGAAAAACAUACCAAGUAAUAAUGGAUCAAAAGAAUACUUUAAUAUGUCAGAGGGGGGAGGCAUGAUGCACUGUAGGGUUGGGAGAUAUACCAAACAUUUCCUCAUAUCACUGAUGAGAAGCUCUUACUGACCGCAGAAUGCAUUUCUGGAUAAACGUCAGCUCCGGUUUAUAAGUGUCGGUAGCGGCAAUUCUUCCGUGCCAUUUCAUUCUGCACUCUUAACAAAGUACGAGACACCAUCAGCACGAGUGAGUGUCACACCUUUCUCACCACUGUCUUACAUUCAGUGUGGUGGCCACCAUAUUUAUUAAUCAAUCAAAUCAUUGAUCCAUUACAGUUCAAAGAAAGGUGACAAAUAUUCUAAAAAAUAUAUAUCAUUGUUCCUGAAGUAGCCUAACUGUUGGAAAGUAUCUUGGUACUGACUUGAGGUCAUAUCUCCCAGCCCUAGUUUGACGAGGCGUGUGUAGGUCAUAGUUUCCUGUUUCACCCUGGCUUAGUGGACGCUGGAAAAUGUUGCCUACGCAUGUGGCUUCACCACCAGUGAAUUUAAUGUGCAGAGGCUCACUGUCUGUUGCUGAGUUGACCAGAGAUGGUACAGGGGAAUUGGCCGCCCAAGAAAACAAACAAACUAGUAAAUAAGGAUAGGAAAAAAUAAAUGUCUGGUCACCAGAGGCCACUGGCGUCACCCUACAGUGUGAAGCAGACCUAACUAAAAUCCUGGAGAUACUUGGUUACAAUGUACUGUAAAAGAGUUCAUCACGAACAGCGUGAGUGUGUGUGAGCGCGAGAAAGAGUGAGCACACUGCUUGAUACGCCUGUAUGCACGUAAUAAGCUUGAUUUGUAUUGUGAGUGGGGAAACUGGUCUGAAACCAGGCCAAAUGUUCUUUUAGUUCCUUCGGUUGCUUUUUAUCCUUUCUUGUCUAUGAACCACAGUGCCACUACAGCUAGCAAGAGCUCCUUAUCUAUUACACCCAACUGUAGCGGUAAACACAGGAGCUGUGAUGCAAUUUAUUGAUGACUGACCCCAAAUUGGUUUUAUUUGAGUAUAAUUUGGGAAAAGAGUAUGACUUCUGAAAUGUGAGGCUAUACUGGACAAAUGAUACCCACUCUAUGUUGUUAUUUGUCUAAAAGUCUGAUAUACGUUUUCGUUUGAUGAAAUUAUUGUUUUUUGGUUUUCUUUUUUUUUUUACUUAAUGGUGGGUGCACUUCACACAAAGUCUCCAUGUACAAUGCAUGCACCUUGACAACGGUAACUCUUAACCGUUAUUUGCACAAUGACACUGUUACGUUGCUGUUUUAAUCCCGCUAGACAGCAGUUAGCUAUUUGCCGUUUCAGUGUACAUGUUGCAGUAGGUGGCGAUGUAGUUUCCUUUUAAAAUAUAGACUUGAACGUCAGACUGUGCACGUCACAUUAAUCAAGUCACCAAGUGUUGUCGUAGCCAAUUCAGAUUAAAAUUGUAGAUUGAAUAGCAAUAUUCUCUUUUCAAACAAAGGGGACAAAAGCUGGAGUGUGUGAUGAUUCCAAUGACAUCAAUUCAUUUCCCCAGUCAUUUGCCUCAAAUUGUUUUAAUUUGCCCCCAUUGACCUGGCAUCACAGAAAAAUGUCCAUUUAGAUAUUACAAAUAUUAUGGCAAUGAUCUUAAAAAGCUUCAAGUCAAACUUAUUAUAUGUUAAUUAGAGUAAAAUAUUUAAAGGAAAAGUCUUUGGAGAUGUUUUGAAGUGGUAACAAAAAAAACUUUUUUGUGCUAAAUUAUGUGAAACCUGAAAAGACAAAAAAAAAACUGUUCUUAGUCUAUAUGUGACUGUGUGAAUGUGUGUGUGUGUAUGUGUGCGCACAUGUGUGUGUGUGUGUGUGUG